This is a messenger RNA of Vitrella brassicaformis, 2709 nucleotides long. The record is from the annotation of a GenBank genome assembly. Lineage: Eukaryota; Vitrellaceae.
ACCAGCUGCGAUUGUCAUCUCAGGUAUCGACAUUCUCACACCCACACAUGAAUGCAUCUCUCGACACGGCUGCCCAUCACACGAGCAUUGUCCGCCGCCGAUCCUUUCUGUACACGGCAGCAACGUCUCUCAUCCAUCCAUCCAUCCAUUCUGUCUGUCAGCCCGUCAGUCGCUGUGUGGGUGCUCCCACGUGCAGCCGUUGUGUGGAUGGCCCUUGCCCGUUGCCUCGCGGAUGCUGGCCUCGGUGGCUAGGAGGAUGUCGAACACGGGCAGCCCGCCAGGGAUGAACGCACCGCCGCCCAUCGUCGGCACCUUCUUCUCCUUCACGAUUAACGCAUACUCCAGCACGUCCUACAGACACGCAAGACAGAGAGAUAUGCACACCUACCUACGCGGGUCUGUCAGUAUGGUCACUCACCAUGCCGUAGAGGGACAUGUCGUCGAGGACGAAGCCCGCAUUGCCGUGCCUCAGCUUGGUCUCGAACUCGGUCAUCUUCUUGUCCAGCGUCGCCGCCCACUGCACACAACUCACGCGUGACGUGACACAUACGUGCACACGGACGUGCCUGUGUUUACAUACCAGGCCCUUGGUGGUGGGAUGGUUGGCUGUGAGGCCCAUCUGUCUGACGGUGUCGGUCAGCUCCUCGAUGCCCUUGUCCUCCAGCUUCUUGACAUACCGGUACAGCGUCUUGAUCGGAUGCAGCACGUGGUGCACGUUCUUGGUCACCUGCAGACAGGCAGGGAGACCACACCAUACAGUGGGGUGUGACGCGGCGCCCACCCACCUACCUACCUCUGAUGUGAAUCUGAUGUCGACAAUAUGUCCUCCCUUGGCGGCCUCGAUCAUCACAUCUCCUCGGAGGUUGCCAUCGGUGAAGUUGGAAUGAUGGCCGGUAGUCAUGUUGACACGGGAGUGGUGGAAUUUGAGGAGGUCGCACACCUCACGGUGGCUCUCCCAGUCCGCCUCCUGACACACCUGAAGCCAGGAAGGACGAAAGGACACACGAUUGGACUGCUGUAUGGCCAUGUAUGGUAUGUGGUCGUGUUGACAGUUGACCUCCGAACAGUACGUCGCAUGCAGACAGUGGAUGCAUCGCUGAACACAGACACACACAACCACAACAGCCAUCCAUCCAUCCCUUUUUGUGUCUCCUCCAUCCUCCCUCCCUCCCUCCCUCCCGUGUCUCACCAUGUGUGCCUUCUUGCCGCAGACGGUGCAUCUGGUGGCGGGCGGCAGACCACCGGGCGGCACCGAGGUGAGGGGGACGAAGGGAGUGUCUUUGUACCCCUUCAGCUCCUCCGUCUCCUCGGUCUCCACACCCAGCAACUUCAACAUAGUCAAGCACGACUGACACCCAGCACUGCAUGGUCCACGUGUGGAUGGAUAGGUGCAAGUCUCUCUUCGCACCUCAUUCGAGCAUGUUUUGAUGUGGAGGUACUUCUCUCGGCCGUCGGCUUGCGUCAACACCUUCAAAUGGCCCUGCAGGGUACAAUGAAUCGAAGCGUGUGAGCGCAUUCACACAGGCAAUAUUGUCUGACCGUGACGGCUGGGCCCGAGCAGAAGUCGCAUUUCAUGCUGGCCCAUGGUGACGACUGGGCGGCGGAGGGGGCAGUGUUGGUGUUGGUGGGGGUGGCCUGAUUGUGUGCAGCAGCGAGUGUCUUGCACGCCUUCUUGUGGCCCAGGUCACGCCAAUCGACCAGCUGACACUCCUACAUGGACACAAGAAAGAAGACAACCCACCCAGGUCUCCAUCCAUCCAUCUCUGUCGUCCGUGUGUGUUCCACUGCUGACCUUGGAGCAGUACACACGCCGGUAGCAGCUCCCGCAACGCUGAAAUCGACACAAGGCAACAGCCAUGUGCUCUUUCUCCCCCUAUUCUCCUCCUCUCUCUCUCUUGUCGACACCUUCGGCUGUGUUGCCCUCUUGGAGCAGACGUCACAUACCGAUGUAGUCGACACACCACCACCACCACCAGCAGAUGGGGUCGGCUGCUCCUUGUGUGCCGCAGGUGUGUUCUUGAUGCGGUCGAGGGCCUCAUUGGCGGGCUGCUGGUGCUGUUCGAAACAACGCUGAAUGAGCAAACCCCAACAUACACACAAAUGGCGGUUAUAUGCCUGCGUGUUGUGUAUACGUCGGAGCACAUGUAGAAGUAGUCGAAUGCGAUGCGGCCGCCAAACUGACACAUACCGAAGCGCAACUGACACACAAACAAAGAUGAACCAGGCACGAGGGUCAGCCGAUGGCGAAGGUGGCUUGGUGGCUCACCUUGUUGGUCUUCUUUCCACACUGGUCACACACCUUCUGCCUGUCCAUCUGCUUGUCCAUCGAGCUGAGCUGCGCCGCGCACUCCUGCACGGACAGGCCCAUGACAAGGACAACUGCAAUGACACCCUCUCGCCUCCUCUCCUCCGGCCGACGGCCUCUCGCUUGCCUUGGAGCAAAAGUGGACGGGCAUACUGACCUUCUUACCAAACAACGUCACCGCCAUCUGACCAGCCUGCAUGAGCAGAUCAAUGGAUACGGAGAGGAGCCCUGGCCGGUCCUGUGGUUGGUUGAACGUACCAUGGUAGCCUUCUUCUUGCAGACGUAGCACUCCAUGCCAGCAGCAGCCGCAGAGCUGCUGGACUGGCGCUGCUGCUUGCGCUUGGACGUUUUCGCUCGCUGCAUCGUCAGGAGAUGCACGAAACAACAAAAAUGAUGGGGAAAAG